Molecule: messenger RNA, 1122 nt
Organism: Cherax quadricarinatus
Lineage: Eukaryota; Metazoa; Arthropoda; Malacostraca; Decapoda; Parastacidae
Product: mannan endo-1,4-beta-mannosidase
Source: RefSeq, a predicted model, not a curated record
GCUGCUGUGAUGGUUGUCAUGCUGCUCCUCACUCUCCUGGCCCUACUGGGCUCCACCACUGCUAAAAGGCUUGCGGUGUCUGGUACGGAUCUUACAUACGGAGGAGAAAAAGUGUUUCUGAACGGUGCCAACAUCGCCUGGAACAACUACGGCUACGACUUUGGUAACGGCGCCUACGAUGGCACUCUGGAGACCUGGGUCCACGAGAUCGGUAGCUCCGGCGGCAACUCCAUCAGGGUGUGGGUCCACGUGGAAGGACAAAACACCCCUUCUUUUGACGAGAACGGCUUCGUCACCGCCUGUGACAGAACGGGUGACUUCGAGAGCGAUGUUUUGAGCUUACUGGACGCUGGAGAACAGAGCGGCGUGCUGGUCAAUCUGUGUUUGUGGAACGGCGCUGCUCUCUCUUACCAGAAAACCAUUGAUAUGUUGCAGGACGACACCAAGAUCGAAUCCUACAUACAAAACUGUCUUACACCACUGAUGGAAAAGAUCAAGGGACAUCCUGCCCUGGCAUCAGUCGAGGCCGUCAACGAACCCGAGGGAUCAGUGAAGGUGGAGAGCAACAGCGACCCAUGUUAUGACACCACCGCCAUCGGUCAACAAGGCGCCGGCUGGACUGGUGUAAACAUUCCCAUGGAGAGAUGGCUUAGGUUUAUUGGCCUUCAGAACCAGGCUGUCCGCGCUGUCGACCCUGCGACCCUCCUCACUAUUGGCUCUUGGAGUCAAUUCUCGCAGAAUGACGUCUUUCCCAGCUCUCACAACCAUUACACAGAUGCAUGUCUCAACCAAGCCGCAGGCGGCUCGGGCGCCCAACUUGACUAUUACCAGAUGCACAGCUAUGACUGGCAAGGUGCCUGGACCAAUGGCGCACCCUUCACUGUGGAUGCCUCUGACUACAAUCUUGACAAACCUAAUGUAAUUGGAGAGUUUUGCUCUGUCCGCGCGGCCGGGAUGUCACUACCAGACCUCUUGGAGUAUGCCUACACCCAUGGAUAUUCUGAGCAUGACUUGGCACUACAACGGUCAGAGAAGUUACCGACACUCGGGAGGCACAAGCAGCAGCUUGGGUCACUUGGUUACCGACUGACCAGUGUUGUUGACUUCACAGUCGAGUACUAG